Haplochromis burtoni (Burton's mouthbrooder) is the source of this 4664-nucleotide messenger RNA. Its product is annotated as glutamic acid-rich protein. The transcript has 8 exons. The record is from RefSeq and is a predicted model, not a curated record. NCBI's taxonomy places the organism in Eukaryota, Metazoa, Chordata, Actinopteri, Cichliformes, Cichlidae. Bases 104 to 1705 code for a protein of 533 amino acids.
GAAGAGGCUCAUAGAAAAACAGAAAGAAGAGGAGAGAAAGGAAGAGGAAAGAAAGCUGAAAAUUGAGAAAGAAAGACUAGAGAAGCAGGAGCAGGAGAGAAAAAUGCAAGAGGAACUGGAAAGAAGGCAGGCAGACCAACUCAAAGAAAAGCAAAGACUAGAGGACGAGAGAGAAACAAAGCAAUCUGGGUUGAACAACAUGCAAGAGGAGAGUUUGGUGCGCAGAUCAAAGCCUCAUCUAAACUAUUUUGAAUCUGAAGAUUGGCCUCAGGAGUCAAAAUCACCACAUUCCCCCUCACCAAACACCUCUGGGCCCACAGAGAAUCUGAUGGAUGUGGUUUAUGAUGACUUCUCGGUCAAACAGAAUCCGAUCAACAUAGAAUUUGAUGAUUUUUCAGUCAAACCGAUAAAAGUGCUCUCACGGCGUAAAACAGAAAGCAAUCCAGUUUUCCGUAGUUGGGAUGACUUUCUGGAUAUAGAGGAAGUGAAGGGACUGGUGCCUGUGGAUGUCAAAACUGAGAGAGCCAAGGAAGACAAAAUGGAAAAACCAGAGCAGUGUCCGAAUACACCUCCUUUGCAGGAGAGAGAAUGGGUGGAGGAGAUAAAAGAUGAGCCAGAAGAGGAGCAGCUCAUCUCUCUAGACGUGAAGAAAGAGGAGCAGCUCAUCUCUCUAGACGUGAAGAAAGAGGAGCAGCUCAUCUCUCUAGACGUGAAGAAAGAGGAGCAGCUCAUCUCUCUAGAUGUGGAGGAGGAGGAGAAGCACAUCUCUGUAGAUGUGAAGAAAGAGGAGCAGCUCAUCUCUCUAGACAUGAAGAAAGAGGAGAAGCACAUCUCUGUAGAUGUGAAGAAAGAGGAGCAGCUCAUCUCUCUAGAUGUGGAGGAGGAGGAAGAGGAGAAGGAGACAGAAACCGAGGAUGAGGACGAGAUGGAAGAAGACAACCAAGAGGAUCAGACCAACAGUUUCUCCACAAAAAAUGAAGACAAGGACACCGAUGCUUUGAUAGACUUUGGCCUUAAUCAUGACCAGCAGGAUCCAGUCUGGGAACAAACACCUGAAAGAAACAGUCCACAGCCAGUCCCUGACGAAGUACCUGAAGUCUCAUCUGAAGACACCGCCGAUGAUCUGAAAGAGCCAGAGUUUGCCCCUUUUCCCGAGAGCUCCACUCCUCUCCUUGACACCAGUGCACAAAGAUCCAAGGCGGAUCUGGGAAAGAGGCGUAUUCGAACACGUCCGUCACGCAGGCUGACCGCAGGGUUAGCUCAGACGGAAACACAGGAUUGGGGGACCCAGGACUCCACAGUUGAAAAAGAGACAGUUGCAAAAGAAAGGGAGUCAGAUUCUGAGGAAGAACAGCCUAAACCCAAGGUAGUCUGUUCCCCGUCCCAGCGAGUGCCAGUGUUUCCUGGUAUGAGUCCUGCAGGCUUGCUUGCUCAACUUAAAAGGAAAACAGGUGGUGGAGGAACUGCAGUGAAAGAGGAAACCGUAGAAAGCAAAGCUAGCGAAGAGAAGGAACAUCAAGAUGAAGAAGUGGCACCAUCUUCCGUGGAGCUCUCACAUUCUCCUCGCACGCCUGCCCGUCUGGCUGGAGCUACACGGGUGCUGCCACUCAUAGGCAACAAAGAAGAAGGUGGUGCCUCCUCGCCUGCUUGGCUGAAAGAGCUGAAAUCUAAGAAGCGUAUGAGUCAGCACGGCAGUGACGCUUAGCCAGACUGAGGAAAUACCGUGCCAUUGCCAUUGAGCUCAGCUGCUGCUGCUGCCGGCAGACAUGACCGCUCCAUCGUGUGCCCAGAGUGCCUUAUUUUGUACCUUCACUGGGAUGUUCACUUUUGCUGAACGCGCCUUUGAAAUUGAAUAUAAUGCCAAGUCUACGUGCCUGUGAUGUUUUAAUGCCAAGUACAUGUUAUAUGAAAUGUUGUUUAAGAAACUCAGUGGAGAGCAAAUACCCCAGUGUCAUUUGGAGCAAAGUCAUGGACUGUCUGCCUGGAUUGUGUAAAUUUGUAAGACUGUCAUGUACUGACAGGGACUGAUGACACUAGGCCUUUAGCAGGAUAUCUACAUUCACACACACGCAGGCCUUUUUAUAGUUGUGAGGACACUCGUUGAUCACAUUGCCUACCCGCUCUCCCAACCCAACUCUUGUCAUGUUCUAAAUCCAAUUUUAACCGCAUCAUUAUCAUCAAGUGUGAACCCUCGAAGAGACCUUUGAGGCUCUGGAUCCUCACAAUGCAGAAGUUCCCUCACUGUGAUGUAGAAUUAUUUUUUUUUAAUCCUCAUAAACACAGAAAUACACGGAUGAGGAAACACAUGUGUACAGAAUUACAAAAUAUAAAUAAUGCACCUUGUGUGUAUUUAGUUUUAAUUGUACAAAAAUGCCUUUUAUAUUGUUUAACCGAUCACAAAGCAUCUCAAGUAAGGCUUGAAGCACUUUAAGAAAAGUUCUAGCAAAUUACCGUCCAAACAGCAGUAGAGUAAAAACUGUAGUGACAGAAUCCCGGGAUUUUUUUGUGCCUUCUUCAUUUUGUUACAUCAUUAGUGUCUAUCUACUUUUUAAAACAAGAUCUCACAAGGCUUAAUUAAGUACUGCCUGAUUUGUUUAACCCACCCACUAGCUGGUUAGAGCGUCAACAGUGGGCUGAGAGGAUAUUUCUGGGGUGCAAUAACAGAGUCAGAAAAAAAAUGUUUAAAGGAGAAAAAUGCAAUAAUGUGCUGGAGGUUUUAUGUGCCUUUUUAAUGUUUAAGAAUGAAUGUCAUCAAAAUGGAAUUCAUUAUUGAUCAACUUACUGUAUGUUAGUGGGAAAUUGGGGGAAUUUUAUUAAAAUGUUUUCUAUGAAAUGAAGUUGAGUGUAUUAUUUAUUUGUUGGUUGAUUGAUUUAUUUUGGACAUUGAACUUCCUAUUGCAUGUAUUCAGUGGCAGUAAAGCAUAGAUACAUUAACUGGGCAAUAUAUUAGGUACACCUUACUCAUACUGGGUUGGACACCCUUUUCACCUUCAGAGCUACCUUAAUCCUUUGUGGCAUAGAUUCAACCCAGGAGCUGGAAACAUUCCUCAGAGAUUUUGUCCAUAUUGUCAUGAUGGCAUCAAACAGUUGCUAGAUAUUCAGCUGCUGCGCAUCCAUGAUGUGAAUCUCCCUUUCCACCACAUCCCAAAGGAGCUCUAUUGGAAUGAGAUGUGGUGAUUGUGGAGGCCAUUUGAGCACAAUGAAAUCACUGUCAGGUUCAAGAAAUCACUUUGAGAUAAUCUGAGCUUUCUGUCACCUGUGUUAUCCUGCUGGAAGCAGCCAUCAGAAGAUGGGUGUACUGUGAUCAUUAAGGGAUAGACAGGGUCAACAACAAUACUGCGAUGUUUAAAUAAUUCUCUGUUGGUAGCAAAGGGUGCAGGAAAAUAUCCCUCCACAUCAUCACACCAGCAGCAGCCCAAACUAUUGAUAUAAGCCCGGAUGGAUUCAUGGUCUUAUUUUGUUUAUGCCAAAUUCUCACUCUAUGCUCUGAAUGUUACUGCAGAAAUCAAGACUGGGAAAUGUUUUUCCAAUUUUCCAUUGUGCAAUUCCAGUGAGCUUGUUUGAACUGUAGCCUCAGUUUCUUGUUCUUCGGUGAUAGGAGUGGCACCCAGUGUGGUCCCGUCUGCUUCAAGGUUCAAUGUGUCAUUUGUUCAGAGAUGGUCUUUUGUAUACCUUGGUUGUAAAAAAAUGGCUAUUUAAGUUACUUUUUUCAUCCUAUCAGCUCAAAGCAGUUUGGUCAUUGUCCUCUAACUUUUGGCAUCAUCAACCAGGAAUUUUCACCCAGAGAACUGCAGCUCACUGGAUAUUUUCUUUUUUUUUGAACCAUUCUCUGUAAACUCUAGAGAUGGUUGUGUGUUAAAUCCCAGUAGAUCAGCACUUUCUGACAUAUUCAGACCAGCCCAUCUGGUAUUAUGCCAGAUUCAAAGUCAAUUAAGUCAUCCUUUAUGCUCCAUUCUGAUUCUCAAUUUGAACUUCAGGAGGCCGUCUUGACCACAUGCCUAAAUGCACUUUUAAUGCAGUUUCAGUGUCAAUGUGAUUGAUUGCUUAGAUAACAAGCAGUUGAAUAGGUGUGCCUAAAAAGUGUUGAGUGACUUCUUCAAUUGUGUUUUACAAAUCCUUUUGCUCUUGUCGUUUUUUUGGAGUUAUUCAUAAAAAUGUGCCUAUUCUUUUGAAAUUGCACAUAAAGGGAAAAUUUGGAUGCAAUUUCUGUUGGGAACUGGAUGAAGAGAAAGGUAAAGAAAGGGGUAGAAGAGUGGAGAGUGGAGAGCAAGAUAGCUGGGUGGGGCCAAUAGUGCUGAGUGAGACUGAUCUCUGUUCAUUCUCUUGGCUGGCAGUCAGAGCUUGUACCCACUAUAGGAUCAUGGUCAGGAUGGCAGCACAGGCAGAGAGCUGGGCAGCGCUUGCCAGUGUGCCAGGGACAGAGGGCAAUCCUAUUGAGAAGCAGUGUGAUGGACACAAUGGGUGCGACAGACUUGCUGCAUCAACAGGCUUUUUGCUGCUGUGGCUAGAAAUAAACCAUAAAUACCCCCACUGGCAUCCACCAACCGCUCACCAGGCCUCCACACAGAUCCUCACUCAGUCACAGACAGAAAGGGCAAAGAAAAGAAAGAGGGAAGACGGAAAACGUGGCUUGUACGGGGUGCAUUGAAGCACAAGCCAUCAAG